GGAAAAAAAAAAACUUAUUCAACAAGUUUAUCACCUUUUUCUCCCCUUUCGAUGUGCGUUUUUGGACAUGCGGAGGCUACUGGAACCGUGUUGGUGGAUCUUUUUCUUGAAAAUUACCAGCUCCGUGCUCCAUUAUGUCGUGUGCUUCCCCGCUCUGACUGAAGGGUAUGUUGGUGCCCUGCAUGAAAACAGACAUGGUAGUUCAGUGCAAAUCAGACGGCGGAAAGCAUCAGGAGACCCUUACUGGGCCUAUACUGGCUCAUAUGGCCCCGAAUACUGGGUUACAUCCAGCAUACGCUGCGGUGGCAAUCACCAGUCACCAAUUGAUAUCUUAGACCAGCAUGCCCAGGUUGGUGAUGAGUACCAAGAACUGCAGCUUGAUGGUUUCGAUCAUGGAUCUUCUAACAGGACAUGGAUGAAAAACACAGGGAAAACAGUUGCUAUUCUCCUGAAGGAUAACUAUUUCAUCAGUGGUGCAGGUCUGCCAGGCCGAUUCAAAGCAGAAAAGAUUGAGUUCCACUGGGGCCAAAACAAUGGAUCAACUGGCUCUGAACACAGCAUUGAUGGGAGAAGGUACCCUGUUGAGAUGCAGAUUUACUUUUAUAAUCCUGAUGACUUUGACAGUUUUCAAACAGCAGUUUCAGAAAACAGAAUUAUUGGAGCCAUGGCUGUAUUUUUCCAAGUCAGUCCGAGGGACAAUCCAGCACUGGAUCCUAUUAUCCAUGGGUUGAAGGGUGUCGUACAUCAUGAAAAGGAAACAUUUCUGGAUCCCUUUGUGCUGCGGGAUCUUCUGCCUACAUCCCUGGGAAGUUACUAUCGCUACACGGGAUCCUUGACCACCCCUCCAUGUAGUGAAAUUGUGGAGUGGAUUGUUUUUCGCAGACCAGUUCCCAUCUCUUUCCACCAGCUGGAAGCAUUUUAUUCCAUCUUUACCACGGAACAACAAGAUCAUGUCAAGUCAGUGGAAUAUCUGAGGAAUAACUUCCGACCACAGCAGAGCCUGAAUGACAGGGUGGUGUCCAAGUCGGCUGUCAAAGAUGCUUGGAGUCAUGACAUGACAGAUGUCUUAGAAAAUCCACUUGGGACAGAAGCCUCCAAAGUUUGUAGCACUCCACCAGUUAAUAUGAAAGUCCAUCCAGUGAAUAGAACGGCAUUGCUGGUAACCUGGGAGCAGCCAGAAACCAUAUACCAUCCUCCAGUUAUGAACUACAUGAUCUCCUACAGCUGGACAAAAAAUGAAGAUGAAAAGGAGAAGACGUUUACCAAGGACAGUGACAAGGACCUGAAAGCCAUCAUUAGUCACGUUUCACCUGAUAGCCUUUAUCUGUUCAGAGUCCAAGCGGUUUGCCAAAAUGAUAUGCGCAGUGAUUUUAGCCAAACGAUGCUAUUUCAAGCCAAUACUACACGAAUAUUCCAAGGAACCAGAAUUGUUAAAACAGGAGUGCCUACAGCUUCUCCUGCUUCUUCUGCUGACAUGGCCCCCAUCAGCUCUGGAUCUUCUACCUGGACUUCCUCUGGCAUUCCCUUCUCUUUUGUUUCUAUGGCAACUGGAAUGGGACCAUCUUCUAGCGGAAGCCAAGCAACAGUAGCCUCUGUGGUGACCAGCACAUUGCUUGCAGGCCUUGGGUUUAGUGGUGGCGGUAUUUCCUCUUUUCCUAGUACAGUGUGGCCAACCCGCCUUCCAGCUGCUGCUUCUACCAGUAAACAGUCAGUAAGAACAGUCCUUGCUACUUCAGAAGCUUUAUCUUCUCCAGGACCAGACAGUGAUUCAACUCUGACAAAAGAUAGUGAAGGAACAGAGGACGGGGAAAAAGAUGAAAAGAAUGAAAGCGAGGAUGGCGAAAGAGAACAUGAGGAAGAGGGGGAAAAGGAUUCGGAAAAGAAAGAGAAAAGUGCAGUGACCCAUUCUGCUGAGGUACAAAAUAGAACAGAGUCCACACUAACUACUGUUUCUCCUAAUAGAACUAUAGAGGAGGACGUAAAUCAAACUAUAGAUGGUCAAGAACGAAACCAAAACGUUUUCCCAACAGAUCAGAUUGAUGAAGAUGAGAGCAAUUCAGAAACAGACACAGAAUCCAUCACCUCCACCCAAGUGCCCCCCACCUUCACUAAUGAACAUUAUGCAGGGAAUGUUCCAACACCAGAAAUGCCAUCCAAAAAGCCUUUUCCAAGAGGUGACAGAUUUCCGGAUGAUAGCAGAUUUAUCACUGUUAACCCAGGAGAAAAGAAUGGUUCUAGUAUGGUAACCCGACCUUCUCAUGGAAAGAUGGAAUGGAUUAUCCCUCUGAUUGUUGUGUCAGCCCUGACCUUUGUGUGCCUCAUUCUUCUUACUGCUGUGCUCGUAUACUGGAGAAAAUGUUUCCAGACGGCUCAUUUCUACGUGGAAGAUAGCAGUUCACCAAGGGUGGUCCCUAAUGAAAGUAUUCCUAUUAUUCCUAUUCCGGAUGACAUGGAAGCCAUUCCUGUCAAACAGUUUGUUAAGCAUAUCAAUGAGCUCUAUUCUAAUAACCAGCAUGGAUUCUCUGAAGAUUUUGAGGAAGUUCAACGUUGCACUGCCGAUAUGAACAUCACUGCGGAACAUUCCAAUCAUCCAGAUAACAAGCACAAAAACAGAUAUAUCAACAUUUUAGCAUAUGACCACAGUAGGGUGAAGCUGAGACCUUUACCUGGAAAAGAUUCUAAGCACAGUGACUACAUUAAUGCAAAUUAUGUUGAUGGAUACAACAAAGCAAAGGCCUACAUUGCCACCCAGGGACCUUUAAAGUCUACAUUUGAAGAUUUCUGGAGAAUGAUUUGGGAACAAAAUACUGGAAUCAUCAUCAUGAUAACGAACCUUGUGGAAAAAGGAAGGAGAAAAUGUGAUCAGUACUGGCCAACAGAGAAUAGUGAGGAAUAUGGAAACAUUAUUGUCACACUGAAGAGCACAAAUGUACAUGCUUGCUACACCAUUCGUCGUUUUUCAGUCAGGAAUACAAAAGUGAAAAAGGGUCAGAAGGGAAAUCCUAAAGGUCGUCAGAAUGAAAGAAUAGUCAUUCAGUAUCACUACACCCAGUGGCCCGACAUGGGGGUGCCAGAAUAUGCCCUGCCCGUUCUGACUUUUGUAAGGAGAUCCUCAGCCGCCAGGACACCAGAAAUGGGACCUGUACUUGUACACUGCAGUAUUAGUAUCUUGGUCUUUCUUAGCGCUGGUGUGGGCAGAACUGGUACCUACAUUGUGAUAGACAGCAUGCUGCAACAGAUAAAAGACAAAAGCACAGUUAACAUCCUGGGAUUCCUGAAACAUAUCAGGACACAGCGGAACUACCUCGUCCAGACAGAGGAGCAGUAUGUUUUCAUUCAUGAUGCCUUGUUGGAAGCCAUUCUCGGAAAGGAGACUGAAGUAUCUGCAAACCAGCUGCAUGGUUAUGUUAAUAGCAUCCUGAUACCCGGGGUUGGAGGAAAGACUCCCCUGGAGAAACAAUUCAGGCUGGUUACUCAAUGUAAUGCAAAAUAUGUGGAAUGCUUUAGUGCUCAGAAGGAAUGCAACAAAGAGAAGAACAGAAACUCAUCAGUUGUACCAUCUGAGCGUGCUAGGGUGGGUCUUGCACCGCUGCCUGGAAUGAAAGGAACUGAUUACAUUAAUGCAUCGUACAUCAUGGGUUAUUAUAGGAGCAAUGAAUUCAUCAUAACCCAGCAUCCUCUGCCACAUACUACUAAAGAUUUCUGGCGAAUGAUUUGGGAUCAUAAUGCACAGAUCAUUGUCAUGCUGCCAGAUAACCAGAGCUUGGCUGAAGAUGAGUUUGUGUACUGGCCAAGUCGUGAAGAAUCCAUGAAUUGUGAAGCCUUUACCGUGACCCUUAUCAGUAAAGACAGACUGUGCCUCUCUAAUGAAGAGCAAAUUAUCAUCCAUGACUUUAUCCUCGAAGCUACACAGGAUGACUACGUUCUGGAAGUCCGUCACUUUCAGUGUCCCAAAUGGCCUAACCCAGAUGCUCCCAUAAGCAGUACUUUUGAACUUAUCAAUGUAAUCAAGGAAGAAGCUUUAACAAGAGAUGGCCCCACUAUUGUUCAUGAUGAGUAUGGAGCAGUGUCAGCCGGAAUGCUUUGUGCCCUUAUGACCCUGUCCCAGCAGUUGGAGAAUGAAAAUGCAGUUGAUGUUUUCCAGGUGGCAAAGAUGAUUAAUCUCAUGAGACCUGGAGUAUUUACAGACAUUGAACAAUACCAAUUUGUCUAUAAAGCAAUGCUCAGCUUGGUCAGCACUAAAGAAAAUGGAAACGGUCCCAUGACACUGGACAAAAAUGGUGCUGUUCUGAUCACCGAUGAGUCAGACCCUGCCGAAAGCAUGGAGUCCCUAGUUUAAUUGGAAUCCUGAAAGGGCACUUACUUUGUAGAACUUCUGAAGACUGAGAGAAUUUUUUGAGGCCUUUUUUUGCCAGAAUCUUGGUUAUACAAUAACCCAGUUACUUUUUUACACUGAUAAAAGUUUUGAUAUUUAUUUUUUGCCAUUUUAUGUCUUAAUGGUAUCCUACUGAGCAUUUGCACCUCUGUUUAUUUCACACAGUAAAACACAGUUUUACCUAGUUGGCACUAUAUGAUCAGUGUUACUGCCUAUAAUAUUCUAAUAGAAAAGCAAACCCUGAUGUGACAUUCCAUGACAACACACAUGCUACUUUUUAGUUAAAUUCAGGGAAGUUUUCUUAAGGGCAAUGAACCGUGAAUCAUCUAUUUUGAAUUCUUAAACCAGAUGGAUUCUUUUAAGAUAACAUGAUAAACUUUUCCCCAUAAACUUUUCUCUUCAUUUCAUUUUCCAAACACUUAGGUAAAUAUUGAAUGCCUUCUCUAUUCCAAUAGAGCAGCUAAACAGUAUCUUUUCUUUUCUAAUGUAGCAGAUUAUUCGGUGCUACUGACAAUGUGUAAAAAGUCAUUGAGUUGAACCAGUUACAUCUGUAUACUUGCAGAUCAAGUACCUGCUGCGGAACUUGGAAGCAGGCAAAAUCGCUUCCUUCAGAACAUCAUUUAUCUAAUAAUAUUACACUGGCAAGUUUUACAGAUACAUGUAGGACAUGGUUGAAAGUUAUGAAUUUAGAGCUUUAACUUCCCAAUCAUGUCCAUGAAACUAAAAGUUGACUUUAUUUUUACAAUUUUGACAGCAUCAUAUGGAAAAUGUGUCUAAUUUUACCUGCACUGUAGACAAUUUAUCAAAAAAGGCCACACCCUACAAUCAAGGCUAUUCUUUUUAAAACAGAGAGGGAGCAAUAUUUUACAUAACUCAGAUAUCAAACAGUUUAAUUUUUGUUAAUGCUUUUUGAAUGUAACAUCAUACCUAGUGGUAUGUUGCAGAAUGAAGGUGGACGUUAAUCUCAGUUGUUAGGUGCCAUUUUUACAGGUGUGUAAUUUUGAAAUUAGUGCUAAAAGUAAAGUACUGAUCCAUAUUACUGGUGAAGCAAUCUAAUAAAAACUACCUAUAAAGUUAACAUUCUUCUUCUUUUUUUGCCAAACUUGUCAUUACGAUGCUCUUAAUUACAUCUUCCCUACCAUAUAAAUCUGAUUUUUCCUUAAUGAGCUAUAAUUUACAAAUCAUUUUAAGAACAAACAACACUGGAUUGGCAAAAGUCUUGGUCUGUUGAACAUACAUUUAAUUAGAACAUAUAUUUUCUAGAAAACCUGCCGUUUGGAAAUGUAAAGAACCCUUAUCAAAAGGCAUAUUUACUUUUUCUAUAAGCAAAAAAGUAGACAGGACUGUUUCAGGUGUACUAACGUUUGUGCACAUAACUUUAGAAACACAUUGACUCAAGUCAAAGAUACUGAAAAAUCAUUGUCUAUGGCCCCGGAAAGCUAUCUUGGCUGGUGAGUCUGGAAUCAUUCUGAUCCUAUGCAACACAGUAGGAUUUUGCCUUCCAGAAAGUGUGGGGAGGCUUGGGUUAAUUAGUUGUUAAAAAUGCUAACAAUGUUAAGGAUACUAUCAUUUCUGUGCAUUUUGUUAGAAAACUGAAAGUCAACUUACCGGAUCCCAGUUCUUCUAGUGCUUGAGAUGUAGGAUUUCCUCGGGAAGGAAAGUUAUCAGCAGAGAACUGGGCCUGUUAAGAAUAAUAACAUCAUAGUUAAAGAUAUAUUUCAACAUAUGAUCAGGCCUGGUUAGAUCAAACAUCUGGUCAUUUGAAAUAUCCACACUGCGGCAUGUCCUUAUGUAGGAUUAGCUCUUUUGAGGCUGACCACAGUGGUAUCAGUAGCCUAGAGAUGCUGCUAUAUGGUCAAUAUUCUAACAGUGCUGUAGGUCCAAAAUGAUCAACUCAUGGACUUGGGAUUGCCUUGAAACUGGCAGGAAUCAAUCCACCUGGGCUUUGGAGAUCCACAGAGAAUCCAGCUUUUGCCAGCAUUAAUGGGUUGCCUUGGUCUGACAAUUGCAAAGAUUCAACAAAAUUGAAUGAUUUUUAAGCAUAUUGCAAGUAUUGGGGCCUGAGAUGGGUAAUAUGCAUUAUGGGUUCUCAAAUCUGGAGCAAAUGUGGAGCGCUCACUGUUUUGCAUUAGUUAAUUGGCUUUGGGGGCUUCCGUGCCCCUAUGGUCAAUGCUGGGGAAAAUCCAACUGGUGACAUCAAAUGAUCUAAAGAUUGAAUGUGUCCAGCUCUGGGCUGAAAGUCUGAGGUCCAAGAGGGGAAAAGACUUGAGGGUUAAUUGAGGUAUUUAGUUAUUUUAAUUGCAUAGUGCAUUUGCUUAAUGUAAAUGAACUCAUUUCCAUAUAGAUUUGGAAACUAAAUGUUGUAAUUCUAGACUGCCUCACUACUACUCUUGUGUCCAUGCUUUGCUCUCCCUAAACACUGUUCCCAUUUCAGUGCUUUUCUGGGUAAAGGUAAAAAAUAGUUGGUGUUCAAAAGUUUUGCAUAGAAAGUAUAUGUGUGCCUAUGCUACUUAGAGAGAGCUUAAUUAAUGGAAAAUAACUUAAACGGCUGUUCUGUGACUUUUUUACAUGGAAAUCAGCUUAUGGGUAAGCAUUGUGAUCAAAUGCAAGACAGCUGGCUAAUGCAUAGUAUAGAAGCCAUGUUGUAGGGGGGUGUUUUCAAGUUCUCUGUGAAGCUCAUGAAUGAACAAAAGUGCAUGUCUAUAGAAGAGCAGGACCUAAGUUUGCAGAUCCUGAUCCGCUGAGUUAUGAGUUACUGCCAUCUGUCUGACUUGCCAAAGCGGUCCAUACAUUUUUCACUGAGAAUGGGAACAUUCUGCAGGUCCUUGCUUCCACCACUAGAAGUUUUACCCCUUCACUACUUUUUGUUUUAUCGGUUAUUAGCCAAAACAUGCCUACUUUAUCUUUCCAGCAGUAGAAAAUCCUGAAGGAGGCUGUGCAGCCUGAACAUUUUGAAUGAUGUAAGCACAUUGUCAACUACUUAACAAGGCUAUUACCCCUUGCACUGAAGAGGAAAGAGAAUAGCAAUGAUCAAUUGAAGUGGCUGGUAUGGGAAAACUGGUUUUCUUCUCUUAAGAGUAUACAGGAUCACAAGACCCUGCAUUAAAUAUAAGUUUGGGGGGAAUACAGUCUUAAUUAAACCACACAAUUGAAUCUUCCAAAAUUGAUUUGGAGUGAUUAAGACAAGUGGCAGUUCAUUUUGGGCAUCAGUUUUAGCAGUGCUAUUUUAGCCUUUGUAAACUCUCUACAUUUUCUUCUUUUCCAUUUGAAAAUGCAUUACAAAGCAUAAGAAGAAGAAUUUUGGAAGGGACAAAAAGGUCAAUCACUUAAUCUGACUAAUUUAAGUCUUUAUGGGUCAACUGGAAGUCCAUACCAAGCAAGAUCAGAGGGGGUGGUUGUUUCCUAUUUCUGACCCCUGGAGUGGUGGUAGCCAGAGUGAUGGAUUGGAACCCUAGAAGAAUAACCUUCAUCACUUUAUAAAGACACAGCACAACUGCCUUCUUAUGAAUUUUUCUUUGCUUAUUUU
Messenger RNA from Tachyglossus aculeatus (Australian echidna), 7901 nucleotides. It is a transcript of the gene PTPRG, whose product is annotated as protein tyrosine phosphatase receptor type G. Gene Ontology annotation, biological process: protein dephosphorylation. Bases 68 to 4339 code for a protein of 1423 amino acids. Lineage: Eukaryota; Metazoa; Chordata; Mammalia; Monotremata; Tachyglossidae. The transcript has 29 exons. The record is from RefSeq and is a predicted model, not a curated record. Gene Ontology annotation, molecular function: protein tyrosine phosphatase activity; protein binding.